AUGGAGCCCCUGGGCCUCGCCGCCAGCCUCAUCACUAUAGCGGCCACCUGUAAGGUGGCAUACCGCUUCGGGAGGAAGAUAAAGAACGCGCCAAGGGAGGUAAGAAGACAGAGUCGCCAGCUGUUGAAACACUCCGAAAAUAUCAAACGAAUUGCCCAAGGUCUCGACGAUAGCACGAUUAUCGUCAGUGGAGAAACCCUGCGCCGAAUCAGGGCCGACCUCAAGAGCGCGGAGAGACUGCUCGCUGAGUUCCACGAAAGAACAGCCUUCCUGCGUAUCGGCUCUAUCAGUGCGACUGUCAAACUUGGCUUCAUCAAAGGCAUUCUGUGCUUCAUUAAACAACUAUGUAGGAUAUUGAAGCUGUGCCUCUUUGAUACGAAAAAAUUAGUCCACCAAAUGAAAAAGCUGGCGAAACACGCCUCCAAGUUGGCAUUCAAUGAGAGGAUCAAGCAUCUUGAAGAGAACAGCAUACGGUACGAUGAAAACAACAAACUGUCUGAGGAAUUCAACAUCCAAUCCGAUGAAAAUCGUAGACGGUACGAGGAAUCCAGCAGCCAGUCUGAGGAAGAUACCACACAGGUCGAAGAGAAAUCCAAAGAAAGACCUACGAAAACGACUCAAGAUCGAAUCAGCAACCAGGAGACGAGGUGCUGUGAGAGCAAUCAGAAUUGGGGGACUGUAGGAGGCGCAGUUGCUGGUGCUGUGGUUGGUGGUUAUAUAGGAUUUCGGUUUGGAGGUAGCUGGGGAGCUGUUGCAGGUGUUGUAGUUGGCGACCUUUGGUAAAGAAAGGGAAUCAACUGGUCCCUGUGUUAUGCUGGGGAUUGGUGACUGGGGCGGUCGCAUACUUGCCACUGCAUUCAUUAGUCACAUUUCAUUUGUGA
Molecule: messenger RNA, 881 nt
Organism: Ilyonectria robusta
Lineage: Eukaryota; Fungi; Ascomycota; Sordariomycetes; Hypocreales; Nectriaceae
Exons: 3
Coding region: 1-783 (260 amino acids)
Source: RefSeq, a predicted model, not a curated record